Saccharomyces kudriavzevii IFO 1802 is the source of this 1707-nucleotide messenger RNA. RefSeq names its product chaperonin-containing T-complex subunit CCT8 (gene CCT8). The record is from RefSeq and is a predicted model, not a curated record. Gene Ontology annotation, molecular function: ATP hydrolysis activity; ATP-dependent protein folding chaperone; ATP binding. Gene Ontology annotation, biological process: protein folding. The coding region runs from base 1 to 1707 and encodes 568 amino acids. The transcript has a single exon. Gene Ontology annotation, cellular component: chaperonin-containing T-complex. NCBI's taxonomy places the organism in Eukaryota, Fungi, Ascomycota, Saccharomycetes, Saccharomycetales, Saccharomycetaceae.
AUGUCACUAAGGCUGCCACAAAAUCCGAACGCGGGACUGUUCAAACAAGGUUAUAACAGUUACUCUAACGCCGAUGGACAAAUCAUCAAGUCAAUUGCGGCCGUUCGUGAAUUGCAUCAAAUGUGUUUGACUUCGAUGGGCCCCUGUGGUAGAAACAAGAUCAUCGUCAACCAUCUCGGUAAGAUCAUUAUUACCAAUGAUGCAGCCACUAUGCUAAGAGAACUAGAUAUUGUCCAUCCUGCUGUGAAAGUUCUUGUGAUGGCGACCGAACAACAGAAGAUCGACAUGGGAGAUGGUACAAACCUAGUUAUGAUUUUGGCUGGCGAAUUAUUGAAUGUUUCUGAAAAACUCAUUUCAAUGGGGCUAUCCGCCGUAGAGAUUAUUCAAGGUUACAAUAUGGCCAGAAAAUUCACUUUGAACGAACUGGAUGAAAUGGUUGUUGGUGAAAUUACUGACAAAAACGACAAGAAUGAACUUUUGAAAAUGAUUAAACCAGUUAUUUCCUCUAAAAAAUAUGGUUCUGAAGACAUAUUGAGUGAACUGGUUUCUGAAGCUGUAUCUCAUGUUUUACCUGCUUCUCAGCAAGCGGGGGCAACUCCUUACUUUAAUGUUGAUUCUAUCAGAGUAGUAAAGAUUAUGGGUGGAUCUCUCGCCAAUUCCACUGUUAUCAAAGGAAUGGUAUUCAAUCGUGAACCUGAGGGCCAUGUAAAAUCAUUGUUCGAAGAUAAAAAGCAUAAAGUUGCGGUUUUUACAUGUCCACUUGACAUAGCCAAUACCGAAACCAAAGGUACCGUUUUGUUACAUAACGCGCAGGAAAUGCUAGAUUUUUCAAAGGGCGAAGAAAAGCAAAUUGAUGCCAUGAUGAAAGAAAUUGCCGACAUGGGCGUAGAAUGUAUUAUUGCAGGUGCUGGCGUCGGUGAAUUGGCGUUACAUUACUUGAACAGGUACGGUAUCCUAGUUUUGAAAGUGCCAAGUAAAUUCGAAUUAAGAAGACUAUGUCGUGUUUGUGGCGCCACUCCAUUACCUAGAUUAGGUGCUCCAACUCCAGAAGAGUUAGGUUUAGUGGAAACCGUCAAGACAAUGGAAAUAGGUGGCGAUAGAGUAACUGUUUUCAAACAGGAACAUGAUGAAAUUUCGAAAACUUCUACUAUUAUUUUGAGGGGUGCUACACAGAACAAUCUAGAUGAUAUUGAAAGGGCCAUCGACGAUGGUGUAGCAGCCGUCAAGGGACUAAUGAAACCAUCCGGUGGUAAGCUGUUGCCCGGUGCAGGUGCUACUGAAAUCGAAUUAAUUUCUAGAAUAACCAAGUAUGGUGAGCGAACACCUGGUCUAUUACAGUUAGCUAUAAAACAGUUUGCCGUUGCCUUUGAAGUGGUCCCUCGUACCCUAGCAGAGACUGCUGGUCUUGAUGUAAAUGAAGUACUACCAAACUUGUACGCGGCACAUAACGUUAGUGAACCUGGUGCAGUUAAGGGAGAUCACUUAUAUAAAGGUGUGGAUAUUGAUGGCGAGUCAGAUGAAGGCGUAAAGGAUAUCAGAGAAGAUAGUAUUUAUGACAUGCUUGCAACCAAAAAAUUUGCUAUUAGCGUCGCUACAGAGGCUGCAACUACUGUACUUUCCAUUGAUCAAAUUAUCAUGGCCAAGAAGGCUGGCGGUCCAAGAGCACCCCAAGGCCCGAAACCAGGUAACUGGGACCAAGAAGAUUGA